GGACCUUGCUGCACAGGGAAAAGACUUCUACAGCUUAGCGAUGGAUUUUGCGCCCAACGUUGAUGAUAACUUUGAUUAUACAGACUAUAACUUCACAUCCGUGACUCAGGACUUAAACUCCACAUCCAUGAGUACGGCCCAGGCCGGCCUGAGCCCCGUCGCCUGGGUGGCCCUUGCUGUCUAUGCCGUCGUGUUCCUGUUGGGCGUGCUGGGCAAUGGGGCGGUCAUCUGGGUGGUGGCCUUCCAGAUGCGGCACACGGUGAACACGAUCUGGUUCCUGAACCUCUCUGUGGCUGACCUGCUCUGCUGCCUGUCGUUGCCCUUCCUGGCGGAGUCCCUGGCCAACGGCUACAGCUGGCGGCUGGGAGACUUUGCUUGCAAACUUUUGCCCUCCCUCAACAUCCUCAACAUGUUUGCCAGCGUCUUGCUGCUGACGCUCAUCAGCGUGGACCGCUGGGCCCUGGUGGUCAAGCCAGUGUGGUGCCAGAACCACCGCUCGGCAUGCUUGGCCUGGGCCCUGUGUGCCGUGGCUUGGGGCUCUGCCCUGCUCCUCACGCUGCCCUCCUUCCUCACCCGCGAGACCAAGUCCUCAUUUCCUAACCAGAUGACAUGCGGCACCAAUUAUGCCAUCUUGGGUGAGGAUCACCACAAGGCUGAGGUCUCCGUGGCUGUCAUGCGCCUCCUUUUUGGCUUCCUGAUCCCUUUCGUGGUCAUCAGCCUCUGCUAUGGGUUGCUGCUCUUGCGGGUGCACAGAAGCCGCUUCAUGCGCUCCAAGAAGACCCUGAAGGUGGUGCUGGUGGUUGUCGUGAGCUUCUUCAUCUGCUGGGCCCCGUUUCAUGCGUUUGCUCUCAUCUUUGCCAAUGAGCUUCCAUCGAGUGCCCUCUACCAAUCUGUGCAUGAUGCCGACCCCCUCGUUGUGGCCCUGGCUUACAUCAACAGCUGCAUCAACCCCAUCAUCUAUGUCAUCGCGGGCCAGGACUUCCAGGCCAAGGUGCAGCACUCACUGAAGAACCUGCUGCGCAAUGUCUUGAGCGAAGAGUCUACCCGGGCCCAUUCCCUGGCUGAGGGCCACACCCAGGCCAUCUGCACCACCACAGAGGACCGCAGCACCAGCACCACCUUGUGAGGGGAGCACAGCUCCCGAGAGAAGCCAACACUCGCUCUGGCUUGGUGCCCCAGAUGAGGGCAUGGUCUGCUUUUGCACAUGCGUGUAAGUGCACAAACUUUCUCCUGUUGCAGUAUUCCUUUUGCUUUUGCCCUGUGAUGAGGCCAAAAUCCUCCAAUCUAAUUAAAACCAUUUAAAAACAUGACAUCAUCAUAACAAUAAAACAAAACAAGGUGGUAACGGAGUUCCUCAUAGGUCAGGGAACGCCUGUGUGCGUAGGUGUGUUUCCAAGAGGUGCUUAAACAUGCCACCAUUUCUGCCUCUUGAACCAGGCAUGGGAGAGUCGCUAGCUGGUGGGACGUGCCAUAGGCUGCGGAAUGCCCAGUAAGGCUCCUAUGGUGACUUCCGGGAUUGAAUGGGUGUAUAUAAGUGAUGACAGACAGGUUGGGAUGUCUUCGUGCGGAAACAGAAGUAAUGAUAAUAAUUUAAACAGAAAAGCAAGAUAUCUCACCCCAGUGGGGCAGGAUGCGAGCAGGUGAGCCUUGAGUGCAGGCUGCUCAGUCUCUUGCCCAGGUGUUGCUUGCUGGGAUGAUCCAUUUCAAGGCCCCUUCCAGUAGGGU
Molecule: messenger RNA, 1725 nt
Organism: Elgaria multicarinata webbii
Lineage: Eukaryota; Metazoa; Chordata; Lepidosauria; Squamata; Anguidae
Gene: C5AR1
Product: complement C5a receptor 1
Exons: 2
Coding region: 41-1126 (361 amino acids)
Biological process (GO): inflammatory response; positive regulation of cytosolic calcium ion concentration; chemotaxis
Cellular component (GO): plasma membrane
Molecular function (GO): complement component C5a receptor activity; G protein-coupled receptor activity
Source: RefSeq, a predicted model, not a curated record